Molecule: messenger RNA, 2413 nt
Organism: Ceratina calcarata
Lineage: Eukaryota; Metazoa; Arthropoda; Insecta; Hymenoptera; Apidae
Gene: l(3)73Ah
Product: polycomb group ring finger 3-like lethal (3) 73Ah
Exons: 5
Coding region: 235-927 (230 amino acids)
Source: RefSeq, a predicted model, not a curated record
UGGCGCUCGUAUCAGUUCGUUUUGUUGUCAUCAGCCACAUUUACACUAAGUUGUUUUUAACAGGUUUUUAGUGGGUAGUUUAAUUUUGUAUUUCUCCACUUAGCUUCGACUCAGCGAGAAAAUAAUAUGCCAAGGAUGGUACGGACUGUACGCACGAAACUUCCUAACGAAUAACGCGAGUGAAAGUUACCAUUGUACGCUAACACUUAUCAUUCAGAGAAUAAUAUUUAUUAAAUGGUGAUUAACAGUGCCAUGGAGAGGAGAAUCAAGUUAAAAACAUUGAACAGCCAUAUAAUCUGCAAGAUAUGCAAGGGUUACUUGAUAGAUGCUACUACCGUUACCGAAUGUUUACAUACAUUUUGUAAGAGCUGUUUAGUGAAACAUUUAGAAGAGAAGCAUACGUGUCCAACAUGCCAAAUUGUCAUACAUCAAUCGCAUCCCCUUCAAUACAUAAGCUUUGACAGAACUAUGCAAGAUAUUGUCUAUAAACUAGUUCCUGAUCUUCAAGAAACUGAAAUUAAAAGAGAAAGAGAAUUUUAUAGAGCAAGGGGUUUACCUUGCCCGAAAGAUAUCCUACCGAAUACUGGGGAUGUCGAAGAUGAAAAAGCAACGGCUGAUACACACGCAGAAUCUGAUUAUCAUCGCACCGAUGAACAGGUCAACGUCUGUCUGGAGUGUAUAAACACAAGUUUAAAAACCCUUAAGAGACGGUUCAUCAGGUGCUCUGCCCAAGCAACCAUUACGCAUUUAAAAAAGUUUAUCGCUAAGAAAGUACUGAGUGGAAUGGAAAAGUAUCGAGACAUCGAUAUUUUAUGCAAUGAUGAACUAUUAGGUAAGGACCAUACAUUGAAAUUUGUUUAUGUGACGAGAUGGAGGUUUCGGGACCCACCUUUAAGGCUACAAUAUAGACCACGAAUAGAUAUUUAAGAAUGAUAUCUCUGUGUUCGAUACGCGAUCGAAGUCACAAAGAAUCUUGUACCUAUCUCAUACGUUUUCUAGUUCUAUCCGUGUAUUGUCUCGUCAUAGUACUUAUUUCUUAGCUUUCACGCACCAAAUGCGAAAAUAAUUUUUAACGAUGGAAGAAAGAUCGCCUCGAAAUUACCGUCUUUCUACCAUAUCGCUGUAACCAGAUUACGAUAGCUUGAGCACCGCGUAUUGUUACGAUACAAGUUCUGUCGUUCUAUACAUCCCAAACAUGUUCUAUUCCCUUUCUAUUUAGUAUUCGGGGCGUUCUUAAACUGAGUUACAUUAACUCGACCUUUUAAGAUUCGUCGCGCAUCAAUUGUAGAUUUGUAUGAAGCGUAAGUGUAAGUAGACCAAGAAAUGAGAAGCGACGCGAAGCUGUAACGACGAGAAAACAGGAAACAAGUUUUUUCGUUCGCUCGUAGUAUCGCUGAACGUAAUUCUAAAUAUUUAGUUACACUGUUAUAUAUAAUAUUCUCGUUAACGCGACACGUCACAUGGUUUGUUCGAACUUACCGCAAGGAUCUUAACGAUGAAACAAUCUUACGUACCAACAGGCAAAAUUUUAGGCUGGUGACCGUCGUAAGAUGCAGUGCCGUAAUCGAAAGUUCUAAGUAUAGAAAAAACACUUAAAACAAUGAAAGUCUCAAAAAACACCGACGAGGUCUUAUCUAGACGUUUGCAAUCGUAGACGUGCGUACAGCAGAGGCAUCUUCCGACCUUAAAAUUUCGCCAAAUUGUAACGGCUUUAUUUGUACGUAAGAAGUCGUAGUCUUACGUUAGGAUCGUUACGAUUCUUACAGUAAGUAUGCACACACCAUCACGUAUUCUUGUACGGAUACAAUUCUGCGAGUUUGUUGCUUUUUCCGUAACGCAACACGGAACAAGAUUGCCCUUCUCGUAAUCUUAAGACGUGAAUUUCUUUUUAUACAUACCCUGAGUGUAUAUAGAAUAUUUUUGACAGAAUUCCGAUAAUAUUGCGCGUAGACGCAGCUUUGUAUUAGAGGAAAGAAACAUAGGAGCGGGCGAGCGAGAGAAGCUGGGUCCGGUCACGAUCGAUUUUGGACCCUUUUAACUUUGUAUGUUUACGCAUUAUAUACAUUCUAACAUGGCGCCAAGUUUCUCUCAAUGCCGGAGAUACAAAAAAAAUUUUAUCAGAUGCGACAUAUUUUCUUGAUGGAUUUGAUAAGCAUUAUGACGCGUUGAGCGAAACGCGGGCCGAUUGUCGCUUGUAGUUUAAUGAAAUUGUUUCAGCGAACAAUGUAAAGCGAAAAACACGUGUGAUUGUAUAUAAUUAUUCUAGGGGGAAUAAAAAAAGUGAAAUGAAAUCGAUUUUAUAAAGUAGCGGCAUUUUGUGAACGCUAGGGCUUAUACGUUGUACACUAUGUGUGUAUCUCUAUAAAUUAUUAAAUAAAUAUGUUUUGUACAGUAUUGUCCCAGUUAAAACUAA